AUGGACGGUUCCAGCGGACUGUCUGAGUGUGUGCGCGUGAAGGAGGAGCCCGCCGAGUCACAAGCGGAGCCCGAGCACCCGCCGCCCGUCGCGGCGCCAGUACACAUCAAAGAGGAAUUUACAAAUGGGCAUCAUUCAGACAGUCUGAAGGAGGCAGAGUGCGUCAAGCAAGAGACGGAGUGUGAAAAUGAAGUCAAGGAAGAUCCCUCAUGCUCCGACAGUGAGUGUGGUGUGAGCGAGGCAGCCAUGCUGGCCGGCCUGUACACAGACCAUGAAGUCAAAGAUGAGCUUGUUCUGGGACAGGAGUGUCCAUAUCGACCUGACGUCACUCUAGUAGUUAAUGGUCGCGUUGGCUCUGUGCUUCGAGAUUGCUGCGUGACACUCGAACGUCUCCCACACGUCGAGGCUCUCGUCCAGCGCCAAGACACAACUUAUAUUGACACAAAAUCCGAUACUGACGAAUUAUACGCUAGAGAGAAAGUACCGAUAUGUGAUCUUUGUGGUGAAAGCUUCAGUCUAAAGUCAGAUUUAUUGAAACACGUCAUGGAUCAUAUCCACAGCCCUUCAAGCGCGGAGCAGGAAGGGAGUGGACACAGUUAUGCAUUUGAUGAUCAAUGGACGCAGGAGCAGGAGCGCGCCCUGUGCCGAAAAUACGAUGUUCGGGACUGCUGCGUGCUUCUCAAACGCCUCCAACACCACGAGGCUCUCGCCGGCAUAACUCAAACUGACACGGAAUCUGAUACAGAGGAAGUACACACUAGAGUUGACUAUGAGAAACCAACAUGUGAUCUUUGUGGAGAAAGUUUUGCAUUGAAAUCCGAUUUGAAGGAACAUAUCAUGAUUCAUAUCUAUGCACCUACCACGCACCAUCCACAAGCGGGUACUGAUAGGGAAUUAGAUACUGAAGAGAAAAGCAUCGAUAUUGACUGUGAGAAUAUGUACGUAGGUCGCACUAAACAAAUGUAUGAACAUUCAGAAAUUCAUACUUAUGAGUGUGACAUUUGCGGUAAAAUAUUUAAGCGAAAAAAUAGCUUAAAACAUCAUAUUAAAAUGCACUCGACCCAGUCAAAGUCUAAGGACUUUAAAUGCAAUAACAUAGGAGAGAAAUCAUACAACUGCGAAACAUGUGACAAGCGUUUCAUAGAUAGAAAUCGGUUGAAAAGACAUUUAUUAAUUCACACGGAUAAAAGACCAUAUUCUUGUGACGUAUGUAAAAAACGAUUUAGAACCAGGACAUAUUUAAAAUUGCAUACAAUGAUUCAUAGUGACUUAAGACCAUAUUCGUGUGACGUAUGUAAAAAACGAUUUAGAUAUUCGAAUCAUUUAAAACGUCAUACACGGGUUCAUGGUGACAUAAGACCAUAUUCGUGUAACGUAUGUAAAAAACGAUUUAAAACUGGGAAUAAUUUAACAAAUCAUACACUGAUUCAUGGUGACAUAAGACCAUAUUUGUGUGAAGUAUGUAAAAAACGAUUUAGAACUGACACUGAUUUAAAAAAACAUACACGGAUUCAUAGUGGGGAAAAAUCAUACACAUGCAAGAUAUGUGGAAUGAGUUUCGCAUCUAAUGGUGGGCUGAAUUCACAUAUACGAAAUCACCAGGGCUUGACAUCAUACUACUGCGAAACAUGUGGAAAGCGUUUCCCAACUAAAGGCCGGUUGACAAUACAUUUAACAAGUCACACGGACAUAAGACCAUAUUCGUGUGACGUAUGUGAGAAACGAUUUAAAACCGGGAGUAGUUUAAAAUAUCAUACACGGAUUCAUAGUGACGUAAGACCAUAUUCGUGUGACGUAUGUGAAAAACAAUUUAGAUAUAUGAGUCGAUUAAAACUUCAUACAUGGAUUCAUGGUGACAUGAGACCAUAUUUGUGUGACGUAUGUAAAAAAGGAUUUAGAACUGCGAGUGAUUUAAAAAUUCAUACACUGAUUCAUACUGGCAAAAAACUAUACUCAUGUAAGACAUGUGGAAAGAGUUUCACAUCUUAUAGUGGGCUGUAUUCACAUACAGGAAUUCACACCGGCUUGACAUCAUACUACUGCGAAACAUGUGGAAAGCGUUUCUCAACUAGAGGCCGGUUGAAUAGACAUUUAAUGAUUCACACGGAUAAAAGACCAUAUUCGUGUGGUGUAUGUGAACAACGAUUUAGAACUGGGAGUAAUUUAAAACAACAUACACGGAUUCAUAGUGGGGAAAAACCACACACAUGCAAAGUAUGUAACAAACGGUUCACGCAACUGUCAACCUUAAGGCAACAUGAAUUUACACAUACUGGAGAAAGGUGAUUUUCCAAUGACAUAUGUAACAAGCGGUUUGUCCGAAAAGAGAUGUAGAGAGACACAUUAGCACUAUUCAUUUAUUACGUAAGACUAUUUAAGGAGUGCGGGGGGGCGACCACGAGAGCAGUUAUCUAAAAUCGCAUGACAUAUGUUGGGGUAGACCUCGGCGGACUUUCUCUGAUCAGAUCGGGGAAAUCCUGAAGAAACGCCAGGUCAAGAGCACCCUAAACCGGCGAGCGUUUAUGAGUGUUAUGAAAGUGAAGGAAGCGAAAGAUGCACAUCAGAAUCGUAGCAAGUGGAAAUUCGUGGUCUCUGCCUACCCUUCCGGGAAAUAGGCGUGAUUAUAUGUAUGUAUGUAUGCAUUAACUGUUUAAUGAUAACUUUUUUAAACAAGAUUAGAGAGCUGUCACUUGUCCACAUAGAUAUAAUACAGCCCGUACACACUCGUCGAAAGCGCCGAGAGUCUCGGCAUCGCUCCGAUACAAUAGUAAUAUGAAGGCCCCUGUACACAAUGGGCCAGAGUGGCCCAGAUUGGGAGACGCAUUUAUGCGUUAGAGGGAGCAAAUGAUAUUGCUAUCUCAUUCUACCGCAUGGCUGCGUCCCUUGGACUGGCCGGCGCUGGCCCAUUGUGUUCAGGGGCCUUUAUAAUUAGGUUGAAGAACAUUGCAAGAUUUCAAGUCAAAUCAACGACGUAAAGUACAUAAAGCCCACUCCGCACUCGUGCGCGAAUCGCCGUGAACGCGAGUGUGG
Molecule: messenger RNA, 3030 nt
Organism: Cydia fagiglandana
Lineage: Eukaryota; Metazoa; Arthropoda; Insecta; Lepidoptera; Tortricidae
Product: zinc finger protein 345-like
Exons: 4
Coding region: 1-2286 (761 amino acids)
Biological process (GO): regulation of transcription by RNA polymerase II
Cellular component (GO): nucleus
Molecular function (GO): DNA-binding transcription activator activity, RNA polymerase II-specific; RNA polymerase II cis-regulatory region sequence-specific DNA binding
Source: RefSeq, a predicted model, not a curated record